Pyricularia oryzae 70-15 is the source of this 315-nucleotide messenger RNA. RefSeq lists its product as uncharacterized. The record is from RefSeq and is a predicted model, not a curated record. Lineage: Eukaryota; Fungi; Ascomycota; Sordariomycetes; Magnaporthales; Pyriculariaceae. The transcript has a single exon. The coding region runs from base 1 to 315 and encodes 104 amino acids.
AUGCGUUUCCAAACCAUCCUCCCCAUCGCCUUCGUCUGUGGCGCCGUUGCCACUGGGUCUCUACCUCCUACAUCUCAGGACCCCGGCAAGACCACAGCUCGUGGUCCACCCCGUGCCCGCCUUACACCUCUUUCCCCACCCCGUGCACCUUCUACGAGCGGCCCAGCCACGGGUGGAACAAGAGCACACAAAUUAGAAGAAUGCAUGAUUGUGUGCGAGCCCACCUUCCAAGAUGUGGGCUUGAGGGACCAACGAAAGCUCACAAAGGGUUGCACGAACCUCUGCGUUGCUUUGGGGUAUAAACCAGAAUACUAG